AUGAGCUCAGGUGUGGGGGUCAGCCCCGGGAACGUUCCAGUGUACUAUGGAAGCGCCAGCUUGAAGGCGGUGGACAGGAGGAUGAAGGUGGCGGAAGUGGUUCUGAGGUGGAUGAUAUGUGGUUUAGGGUUGGCCGCGGCACUCAUUAUCGGCACCGACGAUCAGGUCAGGAGGUUCUUCACCGUCGAGAAGAAAGCCAAGUUCACAGACAUGAAGGCCUUAGUGUGAGAACCGGGGAACCCUUCCUCCCGCCCCUCCAUCUCUUUAGUGUCAUCUCUCUUUUCUUUCUUCGAGUUAUAUUGUCCUAGGGUUUGUCCCGCAGGUUCUUGGUGAUAGCGAAUGGGAUAGCUUCUGGAUAUUCCCUACUUCAGGGACUGCGGUGUGGUCUGAGCAUGAUUAGAGGGAGCGCCCUGUGCAACAAGCCCUUGGCUUGGGCCAUCUUCUCAGGCGAUCAGGUAACUAUCCGUCCCGGCAGUUGGUCAACGAGAGAAGUUCUUCCUUUUUUUUCUUUUUUUUAAAAAAAGCGAGCGUGGUGAAUGAUGGGACGAUGGAUCGGAAACUCCCCCGGGCAGGUAAUGGCGUACGUGACGCUGUCAGCGGUGGCGACUUCACUCCAGUCGGCGGUGCUGGCGCAGUGGGGGCAGCCGGAGCUGCAGUGGAUGAAGAUCUGCGAUAUGUACAAGAAGUUCUGCCGACAAGUAGGCGAGGGCAUAGCCCUUGCCUUCGUGGUCAGUCUCAGCAUGGCGGCCCUAUCCUGCAUGUCCGCCUUCAACCUCUUCCGCCUCUAUGGAAAGAAUAAGGGGAGGGAGAACACCUCGUGGUGA
Messenger RNA from Spirodela intermedia, 824 nucleotides. The record is from the annotation of a GenBank genome assembly. NCBI's taxonomy places the organism in Eukaryota, Viridiplantae, Streptophyta, Magnoliopsida, Alismatales, Araceae.